AUGACAGGAGACCCGUUUUUCAAUUUGGAGCUGAGUGGCUGGGCUUGUCAUAAGUUUGCCAGUCUGGGUGCAAAUGACGACGUUGUUAUACUCUUGAAAAGACUGAAUCCAUCUUGGUGUCAUGCGCUUGUCAAGCGUUUCCCAUUGGGCAAGCUCAUUGCGUCGGUGGGAUACUUUGGCGGUUUUGAGGCGAUUAAGCGAGGUCUGACACCCACGGGCAAGGAUCCGUCUGACUUGAACGCCUUCCGCGUGUUUGCGGCUGGCGGAUUUGCAGGUAUCAUCAACUGGGUCAUUGCUAUUCCGCCCGAUGUGAUCAAGUCCCGCAUCCAGACCGCGCUAGAAGGCACGUACCGUGGCAUUGUGCACUGCUUCCAGGUGCUCAUGAAGCAAGAAGGACCAGGCGCACUGUUCACCGGCGUGGGGCCUGCGAUGGCACGCGCGUUUCCAGCGAACGCUGCCUGCUUUCUCGGUGUCGAGUUUUCCAAAAAGGUUCUCGGCUUCUUUGACAUCUACUAA
Messenger RNA from Peronospora matthiolae, 516 nucleotides. The record is from the annotation of a GenBank genome assembly. Lineage: Eukaryota; Oomycota; Peronosporomycetes; Peronosporales; Peronosporaceae.